AUGGGCCCCCCUGCUAAAAAACGCAAGAUUACCCAGCCAAAACCGCGAACGACCGAGUAUCUUGACCUCCAAACUCUGUGCGAAUCCCUCGAGGACAAUACUAGUGACGAUUGUGCCCAGUUGGAACGCCUUCUCAAGGUUUUGCGGAAAAAGAAAAAGAUUGUCGUCAUUGCUGGUGCCGGCAUCUCUGUAUCCGCAGGUAUUCCCGACUUUCGUUCCAGUUCCGGACUAUUCGCGACCCUCAAGACGCAGCACAAGCUCAAAGGCUCCGGUAAACACCUGUUCGAUGCCGCCGUCUACCGCGACGAUUCCUCCACCCAAUCUUUCCACACCAUGGUCCGCGAGCUCGCUUCUAUGACGAGCAAGGCUACCCCCACCCCCUUCCACCAUCUGCUAGCCUCCCUGGCCGCCGAGGGCCGCUUGAUGCGCCUGUAUACCCAAAAUGUCGACUGUAUCGAUACCAAUAUGCAACCCCUAGCCACGAAUGUGCCCCUCAACAUCAAGGGCCCUUGGCCCGUCACUGUCCAGCUCCACGGCGGGCUCCAGAAGAUGGUGUGCACCAAGUGCGGAGAACUCGAAUCCUUCGACGGCGACCGAUUCACGAGCCACGAGGCCCCUCUCUGCCAGACCUGCCAAACCCAAGAGGAACUGCGAAUCAAGUUUGCGAGGAAGCGUAGCCAGGGCGUUGGCCGUAUCCGACCACGAAUUGUCCUGUACAACGAGUCCAACCCCGACGAGGAUGCCAUUGGCAACGUGAGCAUGGCCGACUUGCGCAACCGCCCCGACGCUGUUCUUGUUGUUGGCACCAGCCUCAAGAUUCCCGGCGUCCGCCGCCUGGUCAAGGAGUUCUGCCAGGUUACGCGCGGCCGCAGGGAUGGCUUCACCGCCGGACCUGGCCCAGCUCCCCGCUGGGACGACAAGGAUACGGGCGAAGCGGCCGAGCUCACCGAAGAGGAUCUGAAGCGCCGCGUCGAAAUGUUGCGACGGAGCAAGGUCGAGGUCUGUCUCGCAUCGCCCCCACGCUCCCAGUCAGCUCAGGAUGGUGCUGGUGGAAUCGCCGAGGUCCUCUCCAAGCACCCCUCAGGCAUCGCGACCAGCAGGAUCUCCCUCAAGUCGCAAACGAAGCUUUCCUUUGUCAAGUCGUCGGCUGGUAUUUCCUCCGCCAAACCUGCCACCACAACCAGCGCCGCCAAGGCUGGUGUCAAGAAAGGGCCCGCGAAGCCACGCGCCCCGAAAUCGCGAAAGCCCAAGAAGACGACCUCGUCCCUCCAAAAUACCGUGGCGGAUACGUUCAAGACUGUCAAGAGCGGGGCCGCUCGCCCAUCCAAGCUGGACAAAAAGAUCACCAUCGACACGUCUUUUACGGCUACCGGCCCCGCCGACGACUCCGAUACCUCGACCCUCACCUCUCUCGCGUCCUCCCCGACUCUGCCAUGGCCGCUGCUCUCCCCGAUUUACGGCCAGCCCGCCGCGCCUCGGAUGAAUUUGUCUUUACCAUUGAGCGACAGUUGGAAAGCGACGUCGAUGAUACAAGUCCCCUUCGCCGACGCUGGCGAGACGCGCCGUCACCGGUCUCCCAGUGUUUUCUGCAUAGGCCGCCGCGCCUCUCCUCCACCUCCAAGCAGGGAAUCCUUAGUGCCAGGUCUCACAACUGUGCUGGUUUCUGCGACCUACACUGUUUAG
Parascedosporium putredinis is the source of this 1683-nucleotide messenger RNA. Lineage: Eukaryota; Fungi; Ascomycota; Sordariomycetes; Microascales; Microascaceae. The record is from the annotation of a GenBank genome assembly.